AUGGAUAACCGCGGGUCCUUCUUCUUCUUCCUGUUCGUCUUCUACUUGCUCCUGAGCUCUCAGUCGCGCCCUCCCUUGAUUGAUGAGGACCGAGAGCGCCAGCGCGAGCUCGAUCGCGAGCGCCAUGCGCUGCGUCUGCUGAACGAGUCGACAUAUGGGGACUUUGAUCCGCUGGCGGAUCGAUGGCUUCCAUUUGAAGGAGUCAGGAAGAACGACAGUUAUGCCUGGGAUAUUUUUCCGCAUGUGCAGGAUCGCGCGCGCGAGCAGCUGCGCUCUGCCCUCUCGAAUGCCGGACUGGAGCCCCCAAUAGACCUGCGCGGGGACUGGGUACGGCGGACACAGGAUGCAACUCGCCAUGGUUCUCUCAAUACGACUGCCAUCGCGCUCGAGCACGAGUAUUUUACCCAUGAGUUCGGUUCGAACAUCACCGGGAAUCAUGGCACCUUCUACUUCACUUUGGAGGAGUCCGGGGAAGAAGAGCUUCGAAUCGGCAGUGGCGUUGCCCGAGAAAUCCGAGCAAACCUAGCCGUUGAAAGCGACGACUUCUGGGGAAACACCAGGUACAUGUCGCUCUUUGGUGUGCAUUUCCCGGAGACUGGAGGAAUCAUGUUGAGCACUUCAAGUGAAAAGUUCGGCGGGGUCUUCUCAUUGCCGCAUUUCGCGCUUUCCCCAGACACCUAUGAGCUGUCUCACCGACUCCUGCUCAAGUCGCUUUCGGAUACCGUAUCCGAAAAGCAGAAUCGUCCCGCGACUCUGUUUCCCUGGUCUUCUCUGGCUGGAACUGAGCAGGUCGAGUUUCCUGCGCCAAGAUGUGAGCAUAUAAUCUAUAUGCAGCAACACCCCGUCCUGGUUGGUGACGAUGUUGCAGACCGUCCGCUGCUCGAGCAAAUGGAGCGUGAGCUGCGCUACCCAAUGGGAGCACCCAUUCCGCAUCCUCCUCUCAUGGUCAUGUCGGCCAUUGUCUUCUCGCCAGAUUGCGGCUAUAUACUCGAGACAAAGGGGGCACCGGAAUUUCCUCCUUCGGAAACAUUGUAUCUGACCGGGCCGAAACAUGAGGAGUACAGUAAAUAUGCGGCUCGUCUCAUUUUCGUGGUCUCUGCUGUGUUUGUUGGACAAAUCACUCUUCUUUUGCGCCAGAUUAAGGAAGCCUCCACUCCGUCCACGCGGAGCCGUGUCAGCUUCUAUACCAUUGCCUUGAUGGCGUUGGGAGAUGCUUUUGUUCUCAUCUUCAUCGUCCUGGAGCUUUAUGCAGCAGUCUCCUUCUUGGUUCUGGCGACUGCGUCCUUUUUGGCUUUUCUUUCCGUCAGCUACAUCGGGAUGAGGUUCAUGAUGGAGAUAUGGGCGGUACAGGAGCCGGAGAGACGCGAGUCGGAGCGUCCGGUGAUCCCGCCUCCACCAGCUGUACGUCCUGGAACACUGCCAUUGCCUGUAACGGCCCCAGACAGGCCUCCUACCCCCAUUAUUAUAGCACCCGAUCAAGAUCCCCCUGCCGAAGAACUGGAUCCGUCACCGCCGCCGCCUACCCCCGCUCGCCCGGCUGCCCCGGGUCCAAGACAAAUGCGGGCCGACGUGGGCGCCAUGUACGCGCGGUUUUAUUUUGCAUUGUUUGGCAUGCUGAUCCUAUCCUUCUGGGCCUUUCUCUUGCCAAGACGACUUGGGUCGAUGUAUGUACGCCUGUUGGCGUCGGUCUAUCUCUCCUUCUGGGUGCCACAGAUCCAUCGAAAUGUCAUGCGAAACUGCCGCAAAGCACUCCGGUGGGAUUUCGUGAUCGGCCAGAGUAUUCUACGGCUUUUCCCGUUCUUGUACUUCCUCACAGCCCGUGGAAACGUGUUGUUCAUCCGGCCCGACUGGACCACCGCUUUCACCAUGACAGGUUGGAUGUGGAUACAGGCUUGGGUUUUGGCUAGCCAGGAUAUUCUAGGUCCGCGCUUUUUCGUUCCCCGUGGGUGGGCUCCGCCGGCAUACGAUUACCACCCCACGCUGCGCGACACGACUGGUGCGGACGAGGACCUUGAGGCGGGCGGUGGUGGUGAGACUCUGUCCAUCACGUCCCUCCGGGCUGAUGAACGGGAUUUGGUCAGUGACUUCAAGGAUGAUGACAAGCUGCGGCCCCGCGACCGGAAGAAGGCCAUGUUCGACUGUGCCAUCUGCAUGCAGGAUAUCGAGGUCCCUGUCCUCCCGGCGCUUUCAGCUGGUGCUGGCAGUAGCGUCACCGAUGGAGCUACCAGUAUUCUCAGCCGUCGCACUUACAUGGUGACACCCUGUCGGCAUAUCUUCCACACGGCCUGUCUUGAAAGCUGGAUGCGACUUCGUUUGCAGUGUCCCAUUUGUCGGGAAUCCAUUCCUCCUGUAUAA
Messenger RNA from Penicillium riverlandense, 2355 nucleotides. It is a transcript of the gene dscA, whose product is annotated as ubiquitin-protein ligase dscA. The transcript has 2 exons. NCBI's taxonomy places the organism in Eukaryota, Fungi, Ascomycota, Eurotiomycetes, Eurotiales, Aspergillaceae. The coding region runs from base 1 to 2355 and encodes 784 amino acids. The record is from RefSeq and is a predicted model, not a curated record.